Molecule: messenger RNA, 1878 nt
Organism: Charadrius vociferus (killdeer)
Lineage: Eukaryota; Metazoa; Chordata; Aves; Charadriiformes; Charadriidae
Gene: KCNV1
Product: potassium channel, subfamily V, member 1
Exons: 3
Biological process (GO): protein homooligomerization; potassium ion transmembrane transport
Cellular component (GO): voltage-gated potassium channel complex; membrane
Molecular function (GO): protein binding; voltage-gated potassium channel activity
Source: RefSeq, a predicted model, not a curated record
AUGAAGUCGCCUCCCUGCUGCAUGUCUCUUUCUUCCCAAGCAUCCCUGUAGAAACCAGGGAGCAGCACGUCCCUGGGCUCCCUGGACUCCAGUGUUUUCUCCAGUGAGGAUGAGCAGGGGCCCCUGCUGCAGAAGGUCAUUCCCUCCUUGGACUGCUUUACUAUCAACGUAGGAGGCAGCCGCUUUGUGAUGUCCCAGCAAACUUUGUCUUGCUACCCUGACACCCGUCUUGGCAAAUUGGCCGUAGUGGUCUCUGCUGCCCGGGACGUGGCCUCUGGGCUCCUUGAGCUUUGUGAUGAUGCCAACCUCGUGGAGAAUGAAUAUUUUUUUGACCGGAGCUCACAGGCGUUUCACUACAUCCUGAAUUACUACCAAACAGGGAGGCUGCAUGUGAUGGAGCAGCUUUGUGCACUCUCCUUCCUGCAGGAGGUCUAGAACUGGGGUUUGGAUGAGCUCCGCAUUGAUGCCUGCUGCAGAGACCGGGUCGUUGUGGAUUUUUCAGGAUUGUACUUCAGGAGGAAGGAGCUGAGUGAAGCCUUAGAUAUCAAGAAAGAUGCAGAAGAACUGGAUGCUCAAGAUGAAGAAGAAGACUUUUCUGGUAGCCUCUGUCCUAGUGUCAGGCAGAAACUUUGGGAAGUUUUGGAAAAGCCUGGCUCCUCUGCAGCAGCCAGGACUUUCGGCACUCUGUCCAUGGUUUUUGUUGUUGUGUCCAUUGCCAACAUGGCUUUGAUUUCGGUAGAGCUAAGCUGGCUGGCACCACCGCUACUGGAUGCCCUAGAGUACCUGUGCAUUGCGUGGUUCACUGUGGAGUUUGUUCUGAGGUUCCUGUGUGCUCGGGAUCGGUGUCGCUUCCUAAGGAGUGUGGCAAACAUCAUAGACCUCCUUGCUAUUUUACCUUUCUACAUCACCCUGCUGGUGGAGAGCCUGUGUGGUGGGGAGAGCUCCCAAGAACUGGAGAACGUGGGGCGCAUUGUCCAAGUACUGAGACUGCUCAGAGCCCUACGGAUGCUAAAGCUGGGAAGACAUUCAACAGGCUUGCGGUCUCUUGGGAUGACUAUCGCCCAGUGCUACGAGGAGGUUGGCCUUUUGCUGCUUUUCCUCUCUGUGGGAAUCUCUAUAUUUUCCACUGUGGAGUACUUUGUUGAGCAAGGCGUGCCGGGCACAACUUUCACAAGCGUGCCUGGUGCUUGGUGGUGGGCGACAACUUCCAUGACAACUGUUGGUUACGGUGACAUUAGACCAGACACUACCAUUGGUAAGGUAGUGGCCUUUAUCUGUAUACUAUCAGGAAUACUGGUUUUGGCUUUGCCAAUAGCUAUAAUAAAUGACCGUUUUUCUGCCUGUUACUUUACACUGAAGAUAAAAGAAGCUGCUCUUCGGCAGCGUGAAGCUUUAAAGAAACUCACGAAGAACUCAUCCAGCGAUUCAAAUAUCAAUGUUAAUUUGCGAGACAUAUAUGCCCGCAGUGUCCUAGACAUGUUACGGUUAAAAAGCAGAGAGAGAGCAAGUACAAGGAGCAGUGGAGCAGAUGAUUUUUGGUUUUGACUUUUAAGUUAUUUAGCCUUGUACAGAAAAUAGACUACUUCAAAAAUGUAGUAUUAAGCAUUUCUUUUUUUUUUUAUUAUUUGCCACAUAGUGUAUUUGCUUUUCCAGCUGGAGUUUUACUUAAAUGAACAGACUGAGAUUAUCAUUGUAUACAAAAGGCAGAAUUCAUAAUAUUGUGUCUCUCAAGGAGCUCUGAAACCUGCUUCCAGAGCUGGAUCGUGGUGGGUGAGAUGGGAAACAAUGGGCCCAUCAAAGUAAAACAGUGACGCAAACACUUGUCUAUGAAUCUUACGUCCUUGCUAAUGUAUAAUAAUAAAGUCGUAGUGAAAACUG